Messenger RNA from Colletotrichum phormii, 1499 nucleotides. RefSeq names its product D-isomer specific 2-hydroxyacid dehydrogenase. The record is from RefSeq and is a predicted model, not a curated record. Bases 252 to 1355 code for a protein of 367 amino acids. Lineage: Eukaryota; Fungi; Ascomycota; Sordariomycetes; Glomerellales; Glomerellaceae. Gene Ontology annotation, molecular function: NAD binding; oxidoreductase activity, acting on the CH-OH group of donors, NAD or NADP as acceptor. The transcript is spliced from 5 exons.
GGUAUUUUGACUUUCUAGGUUUCUAGCUGUGGCUUACAUAUAUAAAGUUGAGACGACUGAUUCUGUGUCACUCUUAGAACGAGACCUUUUUAGCUUUUGGAGAGUGAAGACAGCGUUUGUUGCGCGACUUUAACACGGGUUCAUCUGAAGGGCGUUGAUCAACCACUCACCACCACUCAGCCAACUACUCCAAGCCUUCAAAGGACAACCAAACAUCCACCUCACCAAAAGGGUAACCAAACGACGCAACAAUGCCCGACCCCGCAACAGAAAUCAAGAAGCCGGCACGCCUGCCCUCAGCCACGCACCACGUCAUCGUCAAGCUCGAGACGAUUCACGUGCCGCCUCCAGAGGUCAAUGAUGGCGACCUGGGAGAGAACGUGACGCACGAGGUUAUCGGGUACGAGUAUACCCGGCCCUCGGAGAGCGCUGUCGCGGCGGCGAGGGCGUGGCCUGCGAGUGUGCUUAUUACGACGACUGUGCCUAUUAAUAAGGAGACACUUGGGGAGGCGCCGUAUUUAAAGUGUAUCAUCACGGAGACAGUGGGAACGGAUCACAUCGAUCUGGAGGAGUGCAAACGCCGCGGCGUGACCGUCAUAUACUCGCCCAACGCCACAGUCGAAGCCGUCUCCGAGCAUGCCCUCGGCUUGUACUUCUCAUCCCGCAGACGCUUCGUGACGCUCCACAACACAAUGAUGGACCACGCCGAGGGCCGCCCGAAUCCCUGGCGCGCAAAGGGGAGCAUGUCCUCCCUCCUCCUGGACAGCGAGGGCCGCCCGCCGCAUACCUGCGGCAACGAGGUUGUGGGGAUGAUCGGCUACGGGCCCAUAGGGCAGCGCGUCGCCAAGAUGUGCCGUGCGCUGGGGAUGGAGGUCCUCGUCGCCGCGAGGAAGAGCGAUGCCACCGGGUCCGCCCCGAACGGCAACGGAGAUACACACCGCACGCCCUUCGCAGAAGUCCUCCGUCGCGCAACAACCCUCUUCCUCAUCGUCCCGCUCACAGCAGAGACCAAGAACCUCGUCGGUGAAGCCGAGAUGGCGACGAUGAGACCUGACACUGUGAUUAUCAAUGUCGGGCGGGGCGGGACCGUCAACGAGGCGGCGCUGGUGGCGGCGUUGCGGGAGGGGAGGAUCUCGGGAGCGGCGACGGAUGUUUAUGAGGUUGAGCCGGCGGGGAGCGGGCGGGAUAGCGUGUUGUUGGGGAAUGAGGCGAAGAAUCUGAAUCUGACGCUGACGCCGCAUUUGGCGUGGUGCGCUGAUCAGACGAGGGUGAAUAUUCGGAGGGUUGUCGGGGAGAAUGUGAGGUUGUUUUUUGGGGGCGGGAAGGGGAGCAAUGUUGUGCUUGAUAUGCGAUGAGACAUAUGGAUUUGUCGGGUUACGGGAUUAGGAGAUGUUCAUCCCAUAGAAGUUGGAUGACUAUUGUUAAUAUAGUAUCUUGAAGUCUGAGCACACGUCGGCGAGGUUGUGGACAAGCCAAAAGAUUGAUGAGGCUAUUCUCAC